Molecule: messenger RNA, 1705 nt
Organism: Argiope bruennichi
Lineage: Eukaryota; Metazoa; Arthropoda; Arachnida; Araneae; Araneidae
Gene: Faf2
Product: FAS-associated factor 2-like
Exons: 12
Coding region: 62-1393 (443 amino acids)
Cellular component (GO): endoplasmic reticulum
Molecular function (GO): ubiquitin binding
Source: RefSeq, a predicted model, not a curated record
UAUUUCACUUUUUUUUUUGUGUGUGUUUUUGUCUUCUCUGUUCAAAAAUUAUCAUAUCACCAUGGCGGAAGAUGUACAACUCUCGGCUAAUCAAACUGAAAAAUUAUUACAAUUUCAGGAUCUAACAGGAAUUGAGGAUAUAGAAAGAUGUCGAAAUAUUCUUGAUAAUCACAAUUGGGAUUUAGAGGUAGCUACUCAAGUCACUUUAAAUAUGCGAGAAGGUGCUCCAUCUGUUUACCGGCCAUUACCUAGAUCGCCACCUCCAGUUGUGGCUCAUCCACCUGACCAAAGAGUGUUUCUGGCUGUGCGUUCUUGGCAACCAACAGGAAUUUUAGGAUGGGGAUUCUUAUUCAUAUCCUUUCCAUUCCAGUUUAUGUAUUCAACAUUGAUGAAGCUUGCAAGAUUUGCAUUGAGCUUUAUCAGGGCAGAUCCUAGAAGAAGUGUUACAGAUCCUGCUAGAGAUGUGAUGAAUUUUAUUCAAAAUUUUGAAGAAAAAUAUGGAAGGGAACAUCCUGUAUUUUAUCGGGGUACUUACUAUCAGGCUGUAAAUGAUGCCAAGCAAGAUUUGAAAUUUUUACUUGUAUAUUUGCAUGGGGAUGAUCAUCAAGACACUGAUGAAUUUUGUAGGACAGUAUUAAGAAACGCUGAAACAAUAAGUUUUAUAAAUUCAAAUUUCCUUUUCUGGGCAUGUUCAGUAAAUUCUCCAGAAGGUUAUAGAGUUUCUCAAGCACUGCGUGAGAACACUUAUCCAUUCCUUGCUGUGAUUGUUUUACGAGAUAAUCAAAUGACAGUAGUGGCCAGACUAGAGGGUCCUACUGAACCAGAAGUUCUCAUUCGUCGCCUUAGACUCAUAAUGAAUGAUAAUGAGGCAUCCUUAAUAGCUGCUAGGCUGGAAAGGCAUGAGCGAUCCAUGACUCAAACAAUUCGUCAGCAGCAAGAUGAGGCCUACAAGGAGUCUCUCAAGGCCGACCAAGAGAAAGAAAGGAAGCGGAGAGAAGAACAAGAAGUGAAAGCCCAACAAGAAAGAGAGGAAAGGAACAAAAUAUUAGAAGAACAGAAGCGUAAAGAGGAAAUAAAACGUCAGAAAAUUGAGCUUGCUUCCCAAAUACCUGACGAACCUCCUUUAGAACAUCCGGAUACAAUCCGACUGAUGAUAAAAUUACCAGCUGGUACGAGAUUAGAAAGGAAAUUCAAACGAGAAGAAUCUUUAAAGUUUUUAUAUUAUUUUGUGUUCUGCCAUCCAGAAUCGCCUGACUGUUUUCAGAUAGUGACAAACUUUCCUCGUAGAGUUGUGCCAUGUGAACCAACUGAGAGCAACCCAGAACCUCAGUCUUUUAGUGAUUUUGGUUUUGGGAAAUCUGAAAUGCUUUUUGUGCAAGACAUGGAUGCAUAAAUUAGAAUGUACUUAAUUAGUCCAUUUCGUACAUGAACUGUCAUCGUGAAAUUGAAUGUUUCCUAUGCUGUUGAAUGCAAGCAGCCAGCUUUGAAAGGCGUCACCUUCAUGAAGAAUAUAUUGCUUGCCAUUUAGCAAGAAUUCUAAAAUUGGACCACAUUCAUCCAUUUUAUAUUACAGAAUUUUUGUACUGUUAAAUUCUUAUGAAAGUCAGUGCUUUCAAAUACUCUAUUCAUUAUGUAAUCUGUAUUGCCUAAUUAUUUUAAUUAAAAUUUUAAUGCAAUUAGUUAGUUGCAUUUUUAAAAAUUUAAA